Durio zibethinus is the source of this 1139-nucleotide messenger RNA. The record is from RefSeq and is a predicted model, not a curated record. Lineage: Eukaryota; Viridiplantae; Streptophyta; Magnoliopsida; Malvales; Malvaceae.
AUGGACUGUUUGAGAGAAAUAGAAGGAAAACAAGCUCAUGAUCCUAUAUUCAUUGAGAAGAUGAAUAAGUCGUCGUCGUACUCGUCCUCACGUUGCUUAUGCGUUCCAGGGCCACUUAUCGUUGGUGCAGGGCCUUCGGGUCUAGCCACAGCCGCUUGUCUGAAAGAGAAAGGUGUCCCAAGUGUAGUACUAGAGAGAUCUAACUGCAUAGCACCUUUGUGGCAACUCAAGACCUAUGAUCGGCUACGCCUUCACUUGCCAAAGCAAUUUUGCGAACUUCCACUGAUGGGUUUCCCGAGUGAUUGCCCUACUUACCCUAAUAAACAACAAUUCGUGGACUACUUGGAAGCAUAUGCUAGGAAGUUUCAUAUUAAGCCACGGUUCAAUGAGACGGUUUCACAAGCUGAGUACGAUGCCACGCUCGGGUUUUGGCGCGUGAGAAGUGUAGGGUUAAAGGGGAAGGCGAUGGAAUAUGUGUGCCGGUGGCUGGUGGUGGCGACAGGAGAGAAUGCGGAGGCGGUGGUGCCGGAGAUUGAAGGAAUAGGAGAAUUUGGUGGGGACAUUAGGCAUACAAGUUUAUAUAAAAGUGGAGAAGAGUUCAGAGGAAAAAGGGUGUUGGUGGUGGGGUGUGGGAAUUCAGGGAUGGAGGUGUGUUUGGAUCUAUGCAAUCAUAAUGCUAGGCCUUCACUUGUGGUCAGAGAUACAGUGCAUGUCCUUCCACGAGAGAUGCUGGGAAGAUCAACUUUCGGGUUGUCCAUGUGGCUGCUUAAGUGGCUGCCUUUGAGGCUUGUCGACCGCUUCUUGCUGAUUGUAUCCUGGUUGAUGCUCGGUGAUACUGCUCGCUUUGGAUUGGACCGACCGUGGUUGGGUCCCCUUGAACUCAAGAAUCUGUCUGGAAAGACCCCCGUCUUGGAUGUUGGCACGCUUGCCAAAAUCAAAAGUGGAGACAUCAAGGUAUUUGCCUUUCGUCAAUGAAAUCACAUCACUUUUCCAUUAGCAACUAACGAACUAAUGUAUGAUUGAUCCUAUAGUACUGUGUUUCAACAAUCCUACGACAUGCUUUUUUUCUUUUUGCCACAAGCUCGUUGUUUCGCAAUAAUUCCCCUCCAUUUUGAUCUUUUCAUACAUUCCAAAAAUUG